GCUUCCUGCAGACAUUCCUCCACAAGAGCUAACAGGUCACCUGAAGGAAUGUUUGCCUGUUCAUCCAGGAUGGCUCGCGUCAUUGUUCAUCUCACCCAAGACCAAAUCCAUUUAGUGAAGCCAUAGCUGAUAGAACAACAGCAUGUCACUCCACAGCCUCGGUGUGCAAACCGUCCUUCUCAUAAGCAUCCUUUCUGUCUGCUCACCCUCAGGUGGUUCAUCCGAGAGAAGACUUCACAGGAUCCUCAUGAAUCAAGAUGCAAAUGAGCUGGAAGCCAGGCCUAAAUCACAGAUCGCAGUGUCGCAGUCCAAGGCUAAACAGUUUCUAUCAGCUCUUCACAGGACUAAGAGAAACGUAUGGGACCGAAGCCGUCCCGAUGUCCAGCAGUGGAUCCAGCAAUUCAUGAACAUGGGCUAUGAUGAGGCAAGACUUGAGACUGAUCUUUCCUAUUGGAUGGACCAGGCCAGAUCAAAUGACCAGGGCCGGCAGCAUCAUCAUGAUGAGAAUGCACCUAUGAGCCAACAGGACCCUGGUUCCUACAGACACGGGGCCAAUGUCAAUUACGAUUACUAUUAAAACACCUCAUAAACUAUCUUGAACCUAACAUUCGCUGUGAGCAAUGUACAUACCACACAACCUAAUGUCCCUUAUAUGAUGUGUAUUUUUUUUUAAAUCAAUAAAUCACAUUUGUGUGAGAGGAAGCACAUCAAGAUUGAAUUGUAGAGAGUGGAAUGAAUGCACAUUGAAUACAUUUUUUUUCUUGUUUGCAUGCUUGAUUGCAUUACAUCCUGACUGUGUUGUAAAUAUAAUGGAAGUUUGAAGUGGCUACAUCUUGAAUAAAACUUCAAUGAGGUGACAGCCAA
Molecule: messenger RNA, 864 nt
Organism: Pimephales promelas (fathead minnow)
Lineage: Eukaryota; Metazoa; Chordata; Actinopteri; Cypriniformes; Leuciscidae
Gene: ecrg4b
Product: ECRG4 augurin precursor b
Biological process (GO): cellular senescence; regulation of cell population proliferation; central nervous system development
Source: RefSeq, a predicted model, not a curated record